Molecule: messenger RNA, 3630 nt
Organism: Numida meleagris (helmeted guineafowl)
Lineage: Eukaryota; Metazoa; Chordata; Aves; Galliformes; Numididae
Gene: AGFG1
Product: ArfGAP with FG repeats 1
Exons: 14
Coding region: 1134-2897 (587 amino acids)
Cellular component (GO): cytoplasmic vesicle
Molecular function (GO): GTPase activator activity
Source: RefSeq, a predicted model, not a curated record
UUACAAAACAAUAAAUGAGACCCAUAGUUUUUUUUUCUUUGAAGGUAUUUUGCACUGAAGGCAUUCCUUCAGACAUCUUUAUAGAUUACAGUUUUGCAGUUUAGUGGCAGCUCUGAGCUUAGGCCAGAGCCAAGGGUUUCUCAAGAAUGGCAGUAGAUACAUGUGACUCAUGGGACUGUUCGCUGUCUCUUCCCUGUCAAGUGAAAAGUGUCCAGUUGGACAGCGAAAUUCGCAAGGAGAAACAGCGUAUGUCCGAUGCCAGUAACAAAGAAGACAGAGAUAGAUUACAGUGUUCUUCCCACAGUAACCUUGUGAAAAUCUCAGGGGGGACGCUGGGACAAAAGUCGUCUCAGAAGGAGUGGUGGGGCACUGGCACAGGCUGCCCAGGAGGUGGUGGGGUCGCUGUCCCUGCAGGUGUUUAAGAGCUGUGGAGAUGUGGCACUGAGGGACGUGGACAGGGGCCCCAUAACGGUCGCGCCUCACCACAGAGUGGGCGAGGGGGGAGAGGGCGGUGCAGAGUGCCGGAGCCAAACCCUUCGUUUUAUUGAGGUUUUCCUACUCAGCUUCUCCGCAGAACUGCCCCCUCUCCUCUCCCGCCACGACGCCCUAAUGGGUCACGCCGGGUAACGCAGCCCCGCCGGCGGUGCCGCCUCCCCCGGGUCGGGGUCAGAGGCGGGAGGGAGCGCGUCCUCCCAGCCGGCAGGGGGCGCUGCAGCCAGAGAGCACGCUCGACCCCGCCGCUCCGUCGCCGCCAUCUCCUUGUCUGAUCUCAUAAAGGUGUCGCGCAGGUUCCGCCUGGACUCGUCAUUCAGCCGCCCCGGGCCCGGCGCCGCCGCCGGCCUCUUCCGCGCCGCUGCCCUCGGCCAGGCCCGGCCCGGCCCCUCCUUCUCUCCCCCACCUUCCUCCUUCUCUCGGGGUGUCGCCAGCCGGCGUGAGCGGCCGCCGCGCUCCCACCCCGGUUCGGCGGCGGGCGCCGGUUGCCCUCCCCGCCCCUUCCUCCUCUUCCUUCCCCCGCCCCCCACCCCUCCCCGCUCCGGGCUCCUCUCCCGCGGGCCGGGCCCCGGAGCGCCGCCGCCGUCGGGGUGUGAGCGGGGCCCGGCGCCGUGCCGGGCCGUCCCCUCGCCGGCGGGGCCAUGGCCGCGAGCGCCAAGCGGAAGCAGGAGGAGAAGCACCUGAAGCUGCUGCGGGAGAUGAGCAGCCUCCCGCCUAACCGCAAGUGCUUCGACUGCGACCAACGCGGCCCCACCUACACCGACAUGACGGUGGGCAGCUUCGUGUGCACCUCCUGCUCCGGCAUCCUACGGGGCUUGAAUCCACCCCACAGAGUGAAGUCAAUUUCAAUGACUACUUUCACACAACAGGAAAUAGAAUUUCUGCAGAAACACGGAAAUGAAGUGUGCAAACAGAUUUGGCUAGGCCUAUUUGAUGAUAGAUCAUCAGCAAUUCCAGACUUCAGGGAUCCACAGAAAGUAAAGGAAUUUCUACAGGAAAAAUAUGAGAAGAAAAGAUGGUAUGUUCCUCCAGAGCAAGCAAAGGUUGUGGCAUCAGUCCAUGCAUCCAUAUCGGGGUCUUCUGCUAGUAGUACAAGCAGCACACCUGAGGUGAAGCCCCUCAAAUCUCUCUUGGGAGAAGCUGCACCUGCACUGCACUUAAACAAGGGCACACCUAGCCAGUCUCCUGUUGUAGGUCGAUCUCAAGGACAGCAGCAACAAGAAAAGAAACAAUUUGACCUUCUCAGUGACCUUGGCUCAGAUAUCUUCGCUGCUCCUGCUCCUCAGUCAACUGCAACAGCAAAUUUUGCUAACUUUGCACACUUUAACAGUCAUACAGCGCAGAACUCUGCAAAUGCAGGUUUUGCAAACUUUGAUGCAUUUGGACAGUCUAGUGGCUCGAGUAAUUUUGGAGGUUUCCCCACAGCAAGUCAGUCUUCUUUUCAGCCCCAAAAUACAGCGUUCAGAACGCUUUCAUCUAGCUGCAGUUUUGGUGAAUUUACUUCAGCUUUUCCUCUCCAGGCUGUGCACAGUGGAAGUGCUGGAUCAGUGAAUGCUAACUUUGCUCACUUUGAUAACUUCCCCAAAUCCUCCAGUGCUGAUUUUGGAGCCUUCAAUGCUUCUCAGAGCAAUGCAACAGCAACUGGAGCCAGUAAAGCUGCAGUGAAUAAACCAGGUCUCCAGUCAGCAGACAAAUAUGCAGCUUUGGCUAAUCUAGAUAAUAUCUUCAGUGCGGGGCAAGGUGGUAGUGAGCAAGGAAGUGGCUUUAGUACAGUAGUGUCUGCAUCAGCGGGUCCUGCUCUGUCAGCCCCAAAUCAGUCAAGUGCAUCUUCAGACAAGUAUGCGGCUCUAGCAGAAUUAGACAGUGUGUUCAGCUCCACCGCAACCUCCAGUAAUGCAUAUACUUCCACCAGUAACGUCAGCAGCAAUGCUUUUGGAACAGUACCUGUGGCUGCUACUUCACAGACACAGCCUGCAUCUUCGAGUGUGCCUGCUCCAUUUGGAGCAACACCUUCCACAAAUCCAUUUGUAGCUGCCCCUGUUGCCCCAGUGGCACCCUCAACAAAUCCAUUCCAGACCAAUAGCCGAGGAGCAACAGCAACAUUUGGUACUGCAUCCAUGAGCAUGCCUGCAGGAUUUGGAACUCCUGCCUCCUACAGUCUUCCUACUAGUUUUAGUGGCAACUUCCAGCAGCCUACAUUCCCAACCCAAGCAGCUUUCCCCCAACAGACUGCUUUUGCUCAGCAGCCAAAUGGAGCAGGUUUUGCUGCAUUUGGACAGGCAAAGCCUGUAGUAACUCCGUUUGGACAAGUUGCAGCUGUUGGAGUAUCUAGUAACCCUUUUAUGGCUGGUGCCCCAACAGGACAAUUUCCAACAGGAAACUCAUCAACCAAUCCUUUCUUAUAGCCUUAUAGACACUUUACCCAAAAGAACUCUUAUGUGGUCACAUAACAUCUCUGCGCCUCUUGCACUGUUGUCUUGUUUCACUGAUAUUAGCUUUAAACACAAAAGAAGUCUUUAAGAAGUUAAAAUGAAAGCCUGCAUUGUGUACCUUGGGGGAGGGAGGGAACACAAAAAACCCAACAAGGAGUCAUACCCCUCCCCUCACACACACUCAAACAAAGAAAAUCAACCCCCUCCCUCACACCUCCCUGGGUAAUAACGUGCAAAACAGAGGGCUGUGGUAACAUCCUUGGACCUGUGAACUGGCAGGAAAAAAGUAGCGGUAUCAUGUAUAUUAAAAUUGGCUAAUAAGUUAUUGCAGAUACCACAUUCAUUAUGCUGCAGUACUGUACAUAUUUUUCUUAGAAAAUAGCUAUUUGUGCAUAUCAGUAUUUGUAACUUUAACACAUUGUUAUGUGAAAAAUGUUACUGGGAAAUAGAUCAGCCACUUUAAGGUGCUGUUGUAUCUCUUGGAAUGAAUGAGCUACAUCAUUUUAACCAUUGGUAUUGGAAGUCAUGAAAUUAAAUUGAAGGUUUGUUCAUUUCUCAAAAUGUUUUCCUUUCCUAAGAGCUCUUCUAUUUAUACAUGCCUAAAUCUCUAAUGUUAGAGGGAUACCUGUCUGCAUAAUAAAGCUGAUCAUGUUUUGCUACAGUUUGCAGGUGGAAAAAAAAAUAAAUAUUAGAAAAAAGAAGUGUA